AUGGCUCCCUCUGCCCGUGUGAAACAGCCUCAAGUAGACGUCAAAACGCAACUGGGCCCACAGGCCAGGGAUGGUGAGCACGUCUUCGGUGUGGCCCAUAUAUAUGCUUCCUUCAACGACACUUUCAUUCACGUAACCGACCUGUCCAAUAGGGAAACUCUAGCUAGGGUCACAGGUGGGAUGAAAGUAAAGGCUGAUAGGGAUGAAUCUAGUCCAUAUGCAGCUAUGAUGGCGGCUCAAGAUGUCGCGGCAAAACUCAAGGAGCUUGGUGUCACUGCCAUACACGUUAAACUCAGGGCUACUGGGGGGACUAAAUCUAAGACUCCUGGGCCAGGGGCCCAGUCGGCACUGAGAUCGCUAGCACGUUCAGGGCUGAAAAUUGGACGGAUAGAGGAUGUCACUCCCAUUCCCACGGAUUCCACUAGGCGUAAAUGCGGCCGCAGGGGCCGCAGGUUGUGA
Babesia microti strain RI is the source of this 459-nucleotide messenger RNA. Its product is annotated as small subunit ribosomal protein S14e. Lineage: Eukaryota; Apicomplexa; Aconoidasida; Piroplasmida; Babesiidae. The transcript has 3 exons. Gene Ontology annotation, biological process: ribosomal small subunit assembly; maturation of SSU-rRNA from tricistronic rRNA transcript (SSU-rRNA, 5.8S rRNA, LSU-rRNA); translation. Gene Ontology annotation, molecular function: mRNA 5'-UTR binding; small ribosomal subunit rRNA binding; structural constituent of ribosome. Gene Ontology annotation, cellular component: ribosome; cytosolic small ribosomal subunit. The record is from RefSeq and is a predicted model, not a curated record. Bases 1 to 459 code for a protein of 152 amino acids.